This is a messenger RNA of Octopus bimaculoides (California two-spot octopus), 4526 nucleotides long. RefSeq lists its product as uncharacterized. Gene Ontology annotation, molecular function: DNA binding; ErbB-2 class receptor binding; calcium ion binding. NCBI's taxonomy places the organism in Eukaryota, Metazoa, Mollusca, Cephalopoda, Octopoda, Octopodidae. Gene Ontology annotation, cellular component: membrane. The record is from RefSeq and is a predicted model, not a curated record. Gene Ontology annotation, biological process: cell-matrix adhesion; cell communication.
AGCACAUUAAAAAUACGAAGAUGAAAAUUGGAAUUUAAUUUCGCGAAAGCUUGGAACUUAUUAAGAAGAGAAAAAGAAAUAUCCAUUUAUUUGGAUAGUUCUUUGAAAGCAUGGAAUCCAAGAUGAAACUUACUUGCAUAAUUUUCAUCGCCUUACAGUUGAUAAUACAUACACCAGUCACAACAUGUUUGGCACAAGAGACAGGAUCAGCUGUUAACGAUGAUCAGGCACUCACCAGUGCAAUUGAUGUUUCUAGUGGAUCAUCAUCAACAGAUGCUUUUUCAACAGAUGAAACCAUACAUCCCACGACAGGAUAUUCGUCAGACACCAUGUUAACAGGUGUGGCAACUGCCACUCUAUCAACAGCUGAAAUCACACAUCUCACAACAGAAAGUUCAACAGACACCAUGACAACAGAUGAAACGACAAAUUCCACAACAGACUCCAUAUCAACAGAUAUGACAACUGACACUCUAUCAACAGAUGAAACCACAUAUCUCACAACAGGGUAUUCCACAGACAUCAUAUCAACAGAUUUGACGACAGAGGCUCUAUCAACAGAUGAAACAACAAAACUCACGACAGAAUAUUCAACAGACACCAUCUCAACAGAUAUGGCAACUGCCACUCUAUCGACAGAGGAAACGACAAAUCCCACAACAGAAUAUUUAACAGACACCGUGUCAACAGAUUUGACGACAAAUCCCACAACUGAAUAUUCAACAGACGCCAUAUCAACAGAUUUGACGACUGAUGCUCUAUCAACAGAUGAAACAACAAAUCCCACAACAGAAUAUUCAACAGACACCAUAUCAACAGAUUUGACGACAGAGGCUACAUCAACAGAUGAAACGACAAAUGCAACAACAGAAUAUUCAACAGAUACCCUGUCAACAGAUGUGACGACAGAUGCUCUAUCAACAGAUCAAACGACAAAUCGUGUGACAACACACGUUCUAUCAACAGAUAAGACUAUUCAUACCACGACACCAAUUUUUUCAACUACACUUGCCCACAGUACAGGUUUUACAACGUAUAUUGCAGGAACCAACGCAACUUUAUCAACAUCAUCUGCUACUCCAACUAAAACCACAUUUCACCAAACUUCUACUUCGUCGACUUUAAAUCCUACAACAAAAUACACAACGCAGAUUACUACACAAAAAACGACACCACCACCACCAACAACAACAACAGCAAAAUAUUGCCCCCCAUCAGAGUUGUUGGACCAUAGUAACACACGAUACUUGUAUAAUUCCUGGUCACCAUACAUUUGCCCAAGAAUUGAUAUCAACAUAGGACAAAGAGCACUGAACUGCUUUCGUAUCUACGCUGGUGGAUAUUUAUCAGAGAAUACUAUGUUCAGCUACGAACCGUAUAGUUUAUCUUACACUAGAAACUAUAUCAUUGCUCCAUACUGGGCAGACCUUUGGUAUGAAUAUCAGAACGUUAAAUACAGCAUUUAUGAGAAAUACACAACAAGUGGAAUAAAUUACAACAUGGUGAAUAAACUGAGAAAUAUUGAUGCAAAAAUUAAUAUGUAUGCAAAUAUUAGAAAUUUCCAAUCUGUUUGGGCACUUUUGGUGACAUGGGAAAAUAUACGUCAUUCUUCCCUAAUAGGAACAUCAAGGGAAACAAAUCCAGGUAUUACAUUCCAAAUGCUACUGGUCACAGACGGCUAUUCAACCUAUUUGCUUUAUUUCUACAAACCUUGUGGAAUGGAUAUGAACACUGAUGUGAAGGCCUUAAUGGGCUUUAACUUGGGCGGCAACAAGCGUUUCACGCAUAAAGACUCACUGAAGAGGAAUAGUUUGGUAAAUAUAGAUAUAAAGGAAGGAAAUACAGGUUUCAGUGGCGUAUGGCUAUUUGAUUUGCGUGGUCGAUAUCAAAGAACUUCCAAAUUAAGUUGUCUCAAAUGGUAUGGCGAAGAUAAUGGUGUUUGGGGUUUUAAUACCUGUCCAUGUUCAUUCUGGCAAGCUCGGACAGAUUUCCGAUUCUUCUAUGAAUGGCGGAGCCGUUGCUUCUUUUCUAUAACAUCUCCAGCAAUGAAAUGUUGUUAUUCGCGGCGGUUACGGAGCUGGCUUUCAUAUGGUGUUCACCAGAGACACAACUACUUCUUCGAUUAUCGAAGAUGGCUUCAGUACGAUGAUAAACCAUUUAAUGACUGUUGUAUGCAAAACAAUAUGUGUUACCUUUACAGAUGGAGAAGGCCUAGAAACUACUGUUGGGGUUACAGGAGUCCUUUCAGAGCUUGGUUGUUUGGAGAUCCUCAUAUUCAAACUCUCGAUGGCCUGAAAUAUUCCUUUAAUGGUUUGGGUGAAUAUAGCUUACUGAGAGUACAUAAUAAAACCACAAACAAAAAUAUGCUAGAAAUUCAAGCAAGGACCGCUCAAGCGAAAAAUGCAAAUGGUACUCUGAUUAACGCCACAAUAUUUUCGGCUUUUGCAAUGAAAGACUUCAUUACCAAUACCUCUGCACAGGUUGAACUAGCUUCUGAUGAAAAGACUUUGGUCAUCUACCACAAUGGUAUUGAUAAAACAUCUGACUUCCAAAAAGAUUCUGACUAUAAGCUGACUGACCUCGACUUGUUUAUUACCAGAAAUAAGGACAACGACACUAAUCAGUCGGUGUCUCUAACAUUCACAUCUGGUGUUGAUAUAUCAGUGGCCGUUGGUAUUCGCAUGCUUACGGUAACCGUGAGUUUACCAGAGGACUAUAAAAAUACUACGGUAACCAGCGGUCUGAUGGGAGUGUAUAAUGAUGACAAGACGGAUGAUCUCACAACACCAAGCGGAACUGUAUUGCCUGAAAAUUCUAGUGAAAAUGAUAUUUUUUAUAAUUUUGGUCAACUUUGGGCUAUAAAUACUUCUCUGUUUAAAUAUCCGAAGGGUUUUUCAAAUGCCGACUAUACCGACACUUCUUUCGUCCCCCUUUUUAUUGAUAAAACCUCGGAGAUUUACAAUAAAACUUUACAGAUAUGUAAAGCAGACGAUAACGCUUGUAUUUAUGACUACAUCGCAACUGGUGAUGAAAGUAUUGCUAAAGCAACUGAAUCCCUUGAUACGGAAGCUAAAGACGACUUCGACGCUGCAAGUGGCGAGUAUUUUAAUGUCAGUAAAAACGGAUCCAAUAUUACAUUAUCAAUAUAUUUGAUGCAUUCAAAGGAAGUUAAUAUCAGCAUUGUUGCUAAUGAUGUCAAAAAUGCUUCCUCUGCCGAAUUCAUUAUGAAUAUUACGCUAUGCAGUGGAUGUUCUGAUCACGGAAACUGCGCAGAAGAUAACCCAAAAAUCAGAACAGAAAACUUUAUUCUGCAGUCAUGUGACUGCAAAGAAGAAUAUGAUGGUGAUAACUGUGAAAAAGACCUUGAUGGAUGCAGCGGUGAUCCUUGCCCUGGAAUAGGAAACUGUACAGAGUUAGAUGCAGAAGAACACAGAGCCCAAAAUACAUCUUUCCGGUGUGAUUGUCCACUGGGUUACGUAUUAAACAACGCAACAUUCCGUUGUCUAGAUAUAAAUGAAUGCGAUUCGAAUUUAACCUGCGAACACAAUUGUAUAAAUACCAAAGGCAGUUUCCAAUGUUCGUGCCGGUCUGGUUAUCAACUUGUUGAUAAUACACGAUGUGAAAAUAUCGAUGAAUGCAAACUCAAAACUCAUAAUUGCAAACAAUUAUGUAAUGAUACAGAUGGUAGUUACAACUGUGAUUGCUACCAGGGAUAUUCAUUACAAAACAAUGGCAGCUGUACAAUGAAAGUUGUUCCAGGUACUUCUGUUUGUUUUAACAAAUGCAAUGGAACUGCUGGGUGUCGAGAAGUGAACGGACAACCUGUGUGUUUUUGUAAUAGCGGUUACACUUUAAUAAAUAAUUCCUCUUGUGUUGAUACCGAUGAAUGUCUGAAUAACCCUUGUGAAGGUACAUGUAUUAACCUAAAUGGCGCAUUUGAAUGUAGCUGUCCUCCCGGGAAAAAGGUGUUCGAAUCAACUAAAUGUGUUGAUUGUGAUGAAGAACAUUUUGGUGAGAAAUGCGAAGGAGAUUGUAACAUGUGUAACGAGAAAUCAACUGAAAGAUGUGAUAAAGUAAGUGGAUGUAUCUGCAAUGAAGGUUGGAAAAAUAAAACAUGUGAAACUGAUAUUGACGAAUGUCAAAAUGCAAGUGUCUGCUCUGCAGAUGAAAUUUGUAAAAACCAGAAUGGAACUUACGAAUGCAAAUGCCAAUCAGGGUACAAAAAGGAAGAAAAUAAGUGCAUAGAUAUUGAUGAAUGCCAGGAAACAUCUAAUAUUUCAUGCCCACAAGACUGCGUAAACUAUGCGGGUGGCUAUGAGUGCAAAUGUCGAAGUGGCUAUAAAGAGAAUGGAAAUACCUGUGAAGAUAUAGACGAAUGUGCAAGCAAGGUUGAUGGCUGCAAACAUAUAUGUGUAAACACGGACGGAUCAUUUCAAUGCGAAUGCUUCUCUGGUUACAAGUUGGAUACAGACCGCAAGAAUUGCACCAAUGAGAAAGGUACUGGAAUUUAGUUAAAUAUUUUGAAA